Molecule: messenger RNA, 1065 nt
Organism: Zychaea mexicana
Lineage: Eukaryota; Fungi; Mucoromycota; Mucoromycetes; Mucorales; Lichtheimiaceae
Exons: 4
Coding region: 1-1065 (354 amino acids)
Source: RefSeq, a predicted model, not a curated record
AUGACGAAAGCGACGAUAACGGACGAUCUGUCGAUGACUACAUCGAUACUACAAGAGCUCGUUGGAAAAUCUCGGAAAGUGGACGGUCGACUGUAUUUUCGAAUCGAUAUCCAUUUCCCAACAUUUAUCGAAAUGCAUGCGUCUCGGGAAACCACAUCAAUGGCAGCACAAAUCACUACUUGCUGGUUACGUCGGAUCCCACGAUCUCGACUGGUAACGAUAAGUGUCUCCCAACUCUUCUGCCCCGAUCUACACCCUAAUGAUGAAUCUCGUGUCGAAUCGAUCACCGUCCUCCAAGUUGUCGCAGAAUCGUUGACUGCAGCAGCAGCAAAAGCCGGCAUUCGCGGUCCGAGCUGGAGCAAUGAGGAGGACGUGUGGCUGUGUCAAUCCUGGCUUGCCACCUUCACUCGUUCGUCAAAGGGCACCGAUGUAUCACUCCAAGAAUUUUGUCUUGCAAAAGCUCUUGCGCGAAACAAACGCGAAAACAACAAAAAAGCUGCGAAAUCUGCUUGGAAGUUUCAAUACUGUUACAAUGAGCUUCAUGAGCAACCAAAGUUCAACAACAAGUAUGUCAGUGUGACAAACCAAAGUGUACCUGAGGAUGUGAAGCGCCCAAUUUGUCGCAAGAAAGCUAAGGAGCAAGAGAAGGAGGAUGGUACGCGCAAGCAUAAAUUGGACGAUGAUCGCGCUCGAUUGGCGAAGGCUGAAGAGGAGCAAAUUAAGAACAACCGCAGGCGCAUCGAGCUCCAGGAGAAAAUGGACGACGAUGAAAUGAUGCGAGAACAGCUCGACAAAUACUGGGGAGUUGAACUCGAGUAUUGGACGCUGAAAAGAAGGCGAUCGCGGUUAAUAACGAGUACUAGAACCGUUUCCGCGUUUUCUUACUUAAUCGUCGUCCUCGUCACCAACUGCAAAAAUUCUCUGGAGACACUCAACUCUGCGCUAAUGUUGGUGCUCUUCUCGAUAUCUCCCUCGAGCAUUUGUUUUAGUCUGCGGAUAUUUUGGCUUGAACAUUGUAUUGAAAUUGGUGGCAGAAGUGACAGUAAAUUUAAUACCCAGUUUUAG